Messenger RNA from Aureobasidium subglaciale EXF-2481, 668 nucleotides. RefSeq lists its product as uncharacterized. Bases 189 to 668 code for a protein of 159 amino acids. The transcript has a single exon. The record is from RefSeq and is a predicted model, not a curated record. Lineage: Eukaryota; Fungi; Ascomycota; Dothideomycetes; Dothideales; Saccotheciaceae.
GCAGCGGUUCGUAGCAAGUGCAAGAUAUGCAAUGACUCGGAAAACGAAUGCGACAUGAUCGCGUCAGAGAUUUUACGCAUUUGAAUUGGAAUGUUGGGCAUCAGAUUGAUUAGGGGUAUACAACAGAAGGUCAACCUUUGGUGUCUUUGGCGAGGGAGGCGAAGAGACUGAAUGGCAAGGCGUCGUUCAUGUUGGACUACUUGUGUGAUUCGUGGGAAGGUUCCGACAUACCGGUCGCUGAAGUUAAUCGGAAGAAAACCGCAGCACUCAAGCUCUUGCCCGAAUGGCUGGUCGUCGAAAAAAUCAUCGUUAUUCACCUCGCCUUUCUUCUGGCAGUUGAAAUCGAACUCUUUGGACAUCUCGGGAAUGAAGUCGUGAAGGUCGUAGACGCAGUUUUACCCCUUGCGGAUCAACUAUACGCAUUAGCCGAGUCUUGUGAGGGUCAAGCAGAAGUCAUUACAGCUGCUCAGGAUUUUACGAGGAUGUCUGCGGAAGAUAUGGAUGCUAUGGUGAAGAGGGAGGCGUACGAAUGUUUCGACGAUCAUGAGAUCGGGAAGAGAUUAUGGCCUGCUAUCAUGUUGAGGCUGUGUACGAAGAUGUGUAAUCACGGCGUGAAGGUGGAAGAGGAGAAGAAUAUAUGGAUUGGGCAAGGUGGGUGCACGAAAUAG